AUGGAUUUGCUCAGACAACAUCAAGCUGCAAAGUUAGAGGAGUUGAUCAUUUCUGGUGAAGUGCACACAGGACGGGGACUAAAUCAAGAACGUGGACUUCAACGACCAUGUGACACUCGUUGUGGUUCUCACUGUAAGACAUUAGAGAACUUCAUUGACAUAUUUUCAUCAAUUCUUUAUUUGCUUGGAUUUGCUGCACGUGAGUGCCUAAAUUAUCUUGACAAACUUACAGCUGAAACUCUUGAGAAUAUGAUUAAGGGGUUUGAUUUUGCUUUUAUGCUACACUUGAUGUUGAAAGUUCUAAUGAUAACAAAUCAUUUGAACUUCUUAUUACAAAAGAUGGAUCAAGAUAUUGUCAAUGCUUUGAAACUACUCAAUACUGCAAAGCAAGAGUUGCAAAGGAUGAGAGAUAGUAGAUGGAACUCAUUACUAAAUGAUGUCUUUUCUUUUUGUGAUAAAUAUGAGAUAGAGAUCCCGAAAAUGGAUGCUCGCUACAUUCCUGGUAAGUCGAAACGUAAAGCUCUUGAUGUUACAUAUUAUCAUCAUUUUAGGGUUGAAAGAUUUUAUGUUGUUAUUGAUUUGCUACUUCGGGAGCUUAAUAAUCGUUUCGACGUUGUGAGUACUGACUUACUUCUUGGUAUGGCUUGUUUACAUCCCGCUAAGUCAUUUGGUAAUUUUGAUAAGAAAAAAAUAAUGAGAUUGGCUGAAUAUUAUUCGAAUGAAUUUGAUAGCAACAAACUUCGAGAUCUCAGUUGUCAGCUUGAUAAUUUCAUAGCACAUGUUCGAGGUUCUGAUAAAAGAUUUUUCAAUAUGAAGGGAAUUACUGAUCUUGCUAAAGUAUUGGUUGAAUCAGAAUUGUAUCAGACCUGGCCUCUUGUUUUAUUUGCUCAUCAAGUUGACUCUCAUUCUUUCCGUUGCUACUGCUUCUAUGGAACGAGCUUUCUCUUCCAUGAACUACAUAAAAAAUGA
Capsicum annuum is the source of this 969-nucleotide messenger RNA. RefSeq lists its product as uncharacterized. The record is from RefSeq and is a predicted model, not a curated record. Bases 1 to 969 code for a protein of 322 amino acids. The transcript has a single exon. NCBI's taxonomy places the organism in Eukaryota, Viridiplantae, Streptophyta, Magnoliopsida, Solanales, Solanaceae.